ACAGUGGGCUCACGGGGGAGCAAUAGGCUAUGCCCACCACAGGUCAAAGCUGAGACCCCAGCUGAUCCUCGGGCAGGGGAAGGGAACGGGGGUCCUUAGAGAAGGGGCAGAGAAAGCUUCCUGGGAGUAAGUGUAGGGUGUUGGGAUUAGAAUGAGAGGUGUACCAAAUUGGAGGACAUUUGGGGAACAAGAAUGGGCCGCAGUCAAGACAGGACUGCACCCAAAUAUAGAGUACAUUCCGGACCAUUAGCAAAGAGGACAUUCUCUCUUAAGCGCCUGUGAUACACCAAUACAGAUGCCACUGGAGGGGCAGAAAUUGUAUCACUAGAGACUGUGGACACCUGUAUGUGUGCACACGCAUGCACACUCACGUGCACACACGCACACACACAAAUGCCUGCAGAAAGACCCCCAAAUCAGGCCAUCCAUCUCCCCACCUCCAUACUGAGCCCUUCACAACUCUCUCCCUCGCCAGAGAACACGCCCUUCACAUGCCGAUGACGUGCAGCCCCGAAGUCAGAAGGUCCUGCGGUCUCACCUCACUCCUUCUUGCUGCUGUGCUGACGCGCGCGCUUCCUUUCUGACUCAAGAGGCGCCAGACAGAAUCAGUGCCCCCACCCCUGCAUAGCUGACCUCCACCCUCUGGUAGGGGAACUCACCUCUUCUCUUUCCUGCCUGUUUGACCUCCAACUCCUGCCCCUCUCCUUAUUCACCACUGACGCUAAAUGAAGGAAUAAGUGAGCACUGGGGGCCCACAUGGUCCUCGGGGGCCCUGCCUCCCUGGACCCUCAAGAUGGAUCCCAGAGCUGGAGCUCCCCCGCUUACUGGCUGAGAAAACUUGGCCUGCAUUUCCAUGUUCUGCAAGGUUGUGGUGAAGAUGACAUGAGAACUAGGAACCUCUCUCGGAGCAGGACACAGAACAAACCCGCAAGGAGGAGCGCCACACUUAUUAUUGACAUGGUCCUUCAUCUUAACUCGCCCUUCCCUCAUCCCACCAUUCCAGCCUCCGAGCAGGAAGUCCUUCUUGAAGCCUAACCUCAAGCCUUCAUGCCAUGGCACAAGCCAGUGUUGCACCUUUUGUUGGAGUCUGGGGACCAAGGUGGAUGAGGCCAAACUGGCUGGUUGAAGGAGCCACCUCCCUGGAAGGGGACGGGGCCAGGAGGGAGAUUACCGAGGCGCCAGGCCCAGAGCUCCGCCAUGCACCUGCCGAGGCUCCAGCAGAGAUGGGGGGCAUGCCAACUUACCCCGCCCCAUGACCUCAUGGCUGCUUUUGCCAGGCGCUGGCUCAGGGAGCAGGUGAUGACAGCAGGGCCUGGGCACAGAGCCCAAGGACCAGAAGGCGGGAAAACUGUGAGGGCCAACAGCAGAGCCACCCCCACAAGGCUCAGACACGAAGUCCCCCCGGCCUCCAUGUGAGGGUUUUGGUUAGUGACCCAGCACCCCUGUCUCAGCUCCCCCUCCCAGGCCCCGUCAUGCUGCCCCCCGGUCCCCAGAGGACAGUGGAUGAGGGGAGGGGGGACUCUCUCUUCUUCCCCAAGGGUCAGUCUCUCCUUUCGCAUCUCUUUUGGCUUCUCUCUGCUCCAAACUGCUGGCCCUAAACAGGAUGCUGCUGUUGGAAGCGUGGAGAGUUUCCUGGGCUGGAGACGAUGGCCAAACACAGUCGUUCCUGAGACCGCUGCAGGCACGCUCUAACUGCCAGUUAUACAGGGACUCUGAAUCCCCAAGUCGACGCCUCCGCCCUCAUCUCAGGGCAUCUCUAGAGGUGAGGACAGAGCAGGAGGCAACCCCAGUGCCGAAGUUCUCCCGUAGCUUGAUCCCCAACCCCUCCUUCCCCAGCCCACCCCAGGACGCGCCUCCCAGGAGCUCCCCUCCACCCACCGCAAAAUCCACUGCUGGGCUCAAGAGACCCUCCACCCAGCCCGGGGUGGACAGACUGCAGCUCCUGGAACACAGCACGGUGAGACCCAGUGGUAACCCCGGGCCUCGGCCCUCGUGGUCCCAGGAGUGAAGUCACCUGCGCCAGAAGCCCUGUUGGACUGUCAGGGGCUCCCUUCACCUCUUGAUUCAGCUGGCGCCCAGAGCUCUGUGCCUCAGGGCAUUCUUCCUGCACCCCACCUCACUGUCGUCUCAGCCAGGCUCCCUACACACGCCUCCCCCUCCUCACCAGGGAGCCCCCACCCAUUCCAGCUGCUCCACCCUGCUUCAUGGCCCACCCCUCCUACAGGAAGCCACCCGGGGUCCUCCCCUCUCCCUCUUCAACCACCACCCUAGCCCCAGUGCCCAAGGUGUGUCUGCUGUCCCCACCUCGGACCUUGGCCCAGGCUUGGGAUGCACUGGCCACCCUCCGGGGAACGCCUGGAAAACCACAGCAAUGCCUCUUCCUUGAAUCCUGGGUCUACCCUACCCUGACCCCCCCAGUCUCUCCUUCCCUCCCAACUCCUGGCCCUGCAGGCCCCUCUCUGCAAAGGAAGGGGGUAGACUAAGGGCCUGUCCCACUCAGGAGCCCUGUGAAUCUGAAGUUGCUCUCCACCACCCCAGGCCAACCCCAAAGCAGCCAAGCGUGGGGACGGGGUGACUGCGGGCCUGUCCUCUUCCCCACUGGCACCCUGACCCCUGAGGGGGUGGCAGCAGGCCACAGCAGCACCCCCUUCACUUCUCAGAAUCCCCACAGGCCCCACACUCCUCCCUCAUCUUUCCCCAGACACCGAGAAAAG
Molecule: messenger RNA, 2714 nt
Organism: Equus caballus (horse)
Lineage: Eukaryota; Metazoa; Chordata; Mammalia; Perissodactyla; Equidae
Source: RefSeq, a predicted model, not a curated record